AUGGCUUCACCUAAUGGUUUUUCUAAUCACUUAACCUAUUUUCUGGCUGCUUCUGCUGUUGCUUUUGGAAUUGGUUUCUUUGCUUUGGCAUCAGCUUUGUGGUUCCUGAUUUGCAAACGAAGAGAAAUAUUUCAAAAUUCCCAAUUUAAAGAAACCGAUGAGAGAUGCAGCCAAAGACCAUCAGAGGUGGAGAGUAAAGCUCAUUCUCAGUGUGUUUUUAUUUCUCGAAAUUUUCAUACUGGAAUAUUCCAAUUACAGGAGGAGCAAAGAAAAAAGGAAACAGCACAUUUAAAAGCAAGUAAAGAUCACUCUAAAGAUGAAUACUGCCUUGCAACAAAAAAGGUCACUUAUAACCCCACAGAGACCAGCUCAACAGCAAAGAGCAGCAAUACAUCCUUAUGCUCAUCAACGUUACCAUCUGAUUCUUAUUACAGCGAAUCUAUAGAAGCAACUGAUGGCUGGUAUUCUGAUGAUUCUCUAGUGAAAAGGAGCUCCGCAAUAUCUUUUCUCAAGGAAUCUCUAACAGAAAAAGGAUUUCCAUACCCGUCAACCACUCCAUUAGAAGAAUGUACUGAAUAUGACACUUUAUGAUGAUAAAAAAUAUGACAGCAUUAAGGAAAUAUUUUCAGGAAGAAAUACGGAGGUUGAAAUAUAAAACCUUCAACAUAAUAUUGAAUGACUUUCCUUUUGGAACUUUGUAUACACUAAAAUCAGUAGAGUUAAA
Myotis davidii is the source of this 724-nucleotide messenger RNA. RefSeq names its product chromosome unknown open reading frame, human C1orf185 (gene CUNH1orf185). NCBI's taxonomy places the organism in Eukaryota, Metazoa, Chordata, Mammalia, Chiroptera, Vespertilionidae. The transcript has 5 exons. The coding region runs from base 1 to 591 and encodes 196 amino acids. The record is from RefSeq and is a predicted model, not a curated record.